GAAGUUUGUGGUUUCAAUCCACAAGCACGCAUGUGUAAUUUCUUCCAAGUCCAAUUUGCAAUAACUUAUUUUAUUUAUUAAAUAGAUAACUUUUUAUAUAAGGAUAUUCUAUCAUUUUUUAUUUAUGGCAUGUAAAUGAGAAAGUUUUGAAAUAUUUUUAACAAAGAAAAUUGAAAUGUUAUUUAUUGUUAAUCUUAACCUACAAAAAUCACAAUUUCAAAAGUUAUGCAACGUGUCAUCAAACACUAUUGUACUUGUUACAAUUAUUAAAUAUUUUAAUUAACACCAUCAUUGCAUUUUCUAAAGGUAAAAAUGUCCAAAAAGAGUAUUAUUCUAGUAACCGGAGGUAGUGGUUUGGUAGGUAGAGCUAUACAAGAGAUUGUUCUAUUGGAAAAGAGGACAGAUGAAACCUGGAUAUUUUUGAGUAGUAAAGAUGUAGAUUUAUGUGAUUAUGAUAGUACGAAAAAAGUAUUUGAAAAAUAUCAACCCACACAUGUUAUUCAUUUAGCAGCAAUGGUUGGUGGACUCUUUCAUAAUAUGUCUCAUAAUUUGGACUUUUUAAGAAACAAUUUAAAGAUUAAUGAUAAUGUCUUGCAAAUAAGCUUUGAAACCAAAGUACAAAAGGUUGUAUCUUGUCUUUCUACAUGUAUAUUCCCAGAUAAAACUGAAUAUCCAAUCGAUGAAACGAUGGUACACAACGGACCUCCCCAUCCUUCUAAUUUUGGUUACAGUUACGCAAAACGUCUAAUAGAUAUCCAGAACAAGGCGUAUAAUCAACAACACGGUUGUAUGUUUACUUCAGUCAUUCCAUGCAAUGUUUUUGGACCACACGAUAACUACAAUUUAGAAUCGAGUCAUGUUAUACCAGGUCUUAUAAGGAAACUACAUGAUACUAUACAAAAAGGUGGUACUACAUUUAAUGUUAUGGGUACGGGAAAGCCAUUAAGACAAUUUAUUUAUUCAUUAGAUCUUGCAAAAUUAUUUUUGUGGGUCUUGAGAGAAUACAAGGAAAUUGAACCAAUAAUUUUAUCAGUUGAUGAACAGUCAGAAGUAUCUAUCAAAGAGUUAGCAAACGAAAUUGCAAAAGCCUUUGAUUUUACAGGCGACAUCGUAUUUGAUACUACCAAAGCUGAUGGACAGUACAAAAAGACUGCAAGUAAUGCAAAAUUGAGAAAAUACUUACCCGAUUUUGAAUUUACACAAUUUUCUGUUGCGAUAAAACACAGCGUUGAUUGGUACAGACAAAAUUAUAAAACUGCUAGAAAUUAAAUUAUAUUUUAAAAAUUA
Molecule: messenger RNA, 1287 nt
Organism: Diorhabda carinulata
Lineage: Eukaryota; Metazoa; Arthropoda; Insecta; Coleoptera; Chrysomelidae
Gene: Gmer
Product: GDP-L-fucose synthase
Exons: 7
Coding region: 313-1269 (318 amino acids)
Biological process (GO): nucleotide-sugar biosynthetic process
Molecular function (GO): GDP-L-fucose synthase activity
Source: RefSeq, a predicted model, not a curated record